Molecule: messenger RNA, 1878 nt
Organism: Lotus japonicus
Lineage: Eukaryota; Viridiplantae; Streptophyta; Magnoliopsida; Fabales; Fabaceae
Exons: 1
Coding region: 188-1675 (495 amino acids)
Source: RefSeq, a predicted model, not a curated record
ACCACCACCACUACUCUGUUUUCACAGAUUACACACUGCAAAUAGUUACCAACACACACUCUCCUCCUCUCAUUCCAUUUCUAGUUAAACUAACACCACACAACACAAACACACACUCACAUAAUCACAAACAUCAUUCUUGUCUCAUUCAAAUUCUCAACACAACUGAUCCUCAAACCCGUGUCCCAUGGAUGCAGCAGCAGCAGCAGCAGCAUCAUCAUCAUUGUCAUCAAUGGCACUUCCCUCCUUGAAACCACACAACCCCAUCUCAAAACUUUCCAUUUUCCAACGUUCCACCAUCCCAACAACGUUAAUCCCAUCAUGGGCAUCCUUGGUUUCCUCAAACCCUGCCCUCUCCCCAAAGUUUCAAUCAUUCUUACGCUGCUCCACGAAACCAGACACCAGCGCCAACAGCGAGAUACACAGCGAGCAAAACGAUGAACCCAGUUCAGUUUCUAAUAGCCAGAAUCAGAAGGCAUCAGAACCAGGCGAAGCAAGUGUAGUGUUUUCUUCUUCAUCGCCUGUGGAUUCUUCUUCUUAUGCUUGUUCAAGAGGGUUGGUGUUUGAUUUGGGUCCUUCGAACUCGUGGGACGGUGCAGAGAUUGGAUCGCCGGUGGUGAAGAGGUUUUUGAGCGAUGAGGAGGAGAGAUGGUACAUGUGGUAUCAUGGAAGGUCUGAAGGGGACUCAUGUUCUGGUUUGAUUGGGUUGGCUAUUUCCAGCAAUGGGGUUCAUUGGGAGCGUGGAGGAGGGCCUUCUAGAUCAAGUUCUGAUGUGGGUUCUGUGAUGAAUUGUGGUAAGGAUUGGUGGGUUUUUGAUACUCAUGGAGUUAGACCAUCUGAGACGGUGAUCAUGUCUAGUUCUAGAGUUAGAGCUCCUCCUGGUGUUUAUUGGCUUUACUAUACUGGCUAUAGCUCUGAGACUGCAGAGGUUACUGAUCACUCUAUGGAAUUCUGUUUGGAAAAUCCGGAUAGGUGUCUCAUCAAUGAUGGUGUGAAUCAAGGGGAAUGUGGUAAGUGGAAUGUUUUGAAGUCAUUGCCUGGUUUGGCUAUUAGUCAAGAUGGGAGGCAUUGGGCUAGGAUUGAAGGAGAGCAUCAUAGUGGGGCAUUGAUUGAUGUUGGGUCUGAGAAAGAUUGGGAUUCUUUGUUUAUUUCUUCUCCACAUGUGGUUUACCAUGAGAAUGGGGACCUCAGGAUGUAUUAUCAUUCAUUUGAUUUGGAAAAAGGGCACUUUGCUGUUGGGAUUGCUAGGUCAAGAGAUGGAGUCAGGUGGGUGAAGUUGGGGAAAGUAAUAGGGGGAGGAAAAACUGGUUCUUUUGAUGAGUUUGGAGCAAUGAAUCCGUGUGUGAUGAGGAACCGGAUUGAUGGGAACUAUAUGAUGGCAUAUGAAGGUGUUGCUGCUGAUGGAAGGAGGAGCAUUGGGAUGGCUAUUUCUCCUAAUGGGUUGAAGGAAUGGGUGAGGCUUCAAGAUGAGGCAAUUUUGGAGCCAUCAGAUAGAGGUUGUUGGGAUGAUAAGGAUGUGGGAUCCCCAUGUCUUGUUCAAAUGGAUAAAGAAGAAAAUGAGUUGAGGUUGUACUAUAGAGGUGUUGGAAAUGAAGGAAGAGUUGGAAUAGGAAUGGCCGUUUCUGAAGGGAAGGAUGUUAGAAGUUUUAGAAGAUGGACAGGUUUUCAUUUAUAAGCUAGGUGUAUGCCAUGUUCAGUUAUCAGUUGUUUAACAUUUACAAACAAUACGGUGUCUACAUUCUUUAUGAUUUGGUUAUUUUCUUUCUGAGUUUGGAUUAAGUAGUUUUGUAUUUAGCCUUAGUGCAGAUUGAUACACUUUCUUGUACAGUAAGCUAUGAACUGGGUUUGAUUUUUAUGAAUGCCAAUGAUCUUGUUGAA